GGUACUGGGGUGCCCGCGGGGAGGGUGCCCGCCCGGCUGCGGCCCGCGCCCGCGUCUCCUCCUGUAGGGCCGCGCUGCUGGGCGGGACAGUGGCUCUCUGCGGCGCCGAGCCGUGGCUGUCUGCGGGGCGCCUGCGACCUUCAGCCGCGGCGUCGUUCCCUUCCGAGCACCGGGCGCCGCCGCGUCGCUCCCCCUGGCCGGACGCGAGCUGAGGACAAGCAACCAUGGCUGGCCAUGACUCUGGAUCUCAACACCAGUUCACUGGAUUUCAGAAGUACUUCAAUUCCUAUACCAUCACAGGCAGGAGGAAUUAUGUAAUAGCAACAUACACCGGUGUUGCAAUGCUCAUCUUGUACUUCAAGCUUAGACCUAAAAAGAAAACUCCUGCUGUGGCAGAUAAAUAAAUGGUUGCUGGCAUGUCUGAACCUCCCACCUGUGUCAGUGUAAUGCAAGCUGAUGACUUUUUGUGGCUAAUAAAAUAUAAAUAAUUACUUGUUUUGUUGGAAAUAUGAAAUGGUGCAAAAAAAGCAUAAA
This is a messenger RNA of Columba livia (rock pigeon), 534 nucleotides long. It is a transcript of the gene ATP5MK, whose product is annotated as ATP synthase membrane subunit k. Bases 225 to 404 code for a protein of 59 amino acids. The record is from RefSeq and is a predicted model, not a curated record. NCBI's taxonomy places the organism in Eukaryota, Metazoa, Chordata, Aves, Columbiformes, Columbidae. The transcript has 4 exons.